ACUGUGAAGACGAUUUCUGUUUGUCAUCCAAAAUUUAACAUCUUUGUCGACUGCCGACAACUUGCAAAAUUUGAUUCGUAAAGGGAAAAAUUUGUAUUAGAAUAAUGUACGGAGGCAAUCAACUUUUUUCGCAGCAAUUAUGGGGAAACGGCCCAGCCCCGGGACAAUUUUACAAUUUCACAGGAGGCUACGGUGGGCUAGCAACAACACGCCUGAAUAACAACUGCAAAGAGUACACUACUCCAGGCCUUUUUGGGACCCAGCAUAGUUCAUCUCCCAUUACCACCGGCACCUCUGUAGUAGGCAUUCGAUUCGAUGGUGGCGUCAUGAUUGCUGCUGAUAAUUUGGUAUCGUAUGGUUCCUUAGCUCGCUACCAAGACGUCCAACGUGUAUUCAAAGUGAACAACAAAACAAUCAUGGGAGCUGGAGGAGAUUUUGCUGAUUUUCAGAGUUUAAAACGUUCCAUCGACCAGAAGAUGAUUGAAGACAUGUGUCACGAAGAUGAACUUGAGAUGAAACCAAAAUCUUUGUACAACUGGUUGACCCGCGUCUUUUAUAAUCGUCGCAGUCGCAUCAAUCCAUUGUGGUUGGAAAUGGUAGUAGGUGGUUUGGACAACGGUGAACCUUUCUUAGGACAUGUUGACCUACGUGGACGUGCUUACCAGGAUGAUGUGGUCGCCACUGGAUUUGGCAAGCAUUUAGCGUUGCCUUUAGUGCGAGAACACUUGGUUGAAGGACAAAAACUGACACAACACCAAGCUUCCGAAGUGCUACGUAAAUGUAUGGAAGUUCUGUACUACCGUGACUGUAGAUCAAUGCCAAAAUAUUCCGUUGCUGUUUGUACCAAGGAUGGAAGUGUAGUCCAAGGACCAUUUAAUGUAAACGAAAACUGGCAAUUAGCAACUAUGGUUAAGGGCUAUUAAAAAUCACUUACCAUUCUUUAACUGUGUAAAAAUUUUUGGAGUGUGAUUAAAUUAAAUUUAAAGAAAAAAUUAUGUUUUAUAUAAAAUCAACAAAAGAUUUGAGUUUGCAAUGGAGAAUACAAUAGCUAAGGUUAAAUUGAAGGGUCGAGCAAGUAUAGUUGAAAUAAAAAUUUGGAAAUUUUUCUGCUUCAUUCAA
Stomoxys calcitrans (stable fly) is the source of this 1119-nucleotide messenger RNA. It is a transcript of the gene Prosbeta7, whose product is annotated as proteasome subunit beta type-4. Gene Ontology annotation, cellular component: proteasome core complex. The record is from RefSeq and is a predicted model, not a curated record. The transcript has 3 exons. The coding region runs from base 105 to 923 and encodes 272 amino acids. NCBI's taxonomy places the organism in Eukaryota, Metazoa, Arthropoda, Insecta, Diptera, Muscidae.